This is a messenger RNA of Suillus fuscotomentosus, 417 nucleotides long. RefSeq lists its product as uncharacterized. The transcript has 3 exons. Gene Ontology annotation, biological process: double-strand break repair via homologous recombination. NCBI's taxonomy places the organism in Eukaryota, Fungi, Basidiomycota, Agaricomycetes, Boletales, Suillaceae. The coding region runs from base 1 to 417 and encodes 138 amino acids. Gene Ontology annotation, molecular function: zinc ion binding. The record is from RefSeq and is a predicted model, not a curated record.
AUGUCCUCUCAGAUCUCUUCUCCCACAACAGGAUGCUCACAAACCCGGCAUGUAGUCGAAGAAGGCAUUGAAAUGCUUCGCACUCUUCUCCCAGACACGAUGAUUAUAGCUGCUUUGGAUAUUAUCGAUCGCGAAAGUGUCGUAAAGUACAAGACCUCUUGGGGCCGGCAACACUACGAAGUUAUAGGCACCACCUCAACAUAUACCGUCUUUCCGCAGCUCGAUGUUGCAUCUACAGCUGUGUCUAGUUACUGUACCUGCCCAUCAUUCGCAUUCGCAGUGUUAAUAUCCGAGAACCAUUUUAUGUGCAAACAUGUUUUGGCGGUAUGCCUUGCAGAUAGGUGGUCUCGUUGUGUCGUGCGUCCCAUCGAAGAUAAUGACUUACUGUUGAAAUUUGCGGGGCAUGUCUCUCCCUAG